AUGAGUGUUCUCAUCAUCUUGUCUGUGGCCGCCGUACUGGCUUAUAUACUGUUUUUUAAAAAAAAGUCAAGUCAAUAUGGCGGCUUAAAAACCGCGCCGGGGCCGACGCCUUUGCCUGUUAUAGGUAGUCUACAUUUAUUGGGAAAACACGAAUCUCCAUUUCAGUCUUUCACUGAGUUAGCUAAGGAAUAUGGCGAUAUUUUUAGUAUAAAAUUGGGGGGCGCGAAAUGUUUAGUUGUCAAUAAUUUGGAAUUGAUCCGUGAAGUUUUGAAUCAAAACGGCAAGUUUUUCGGCGGGAGGCCUGACUUCCUGCGUUUUCACCAACUCUUCGCUGGCGAUCGGAAUAAUUCCUUAGCUCUUUGCGACUGGUCAAAUCUGCAGCUUCGAAGGCGGAACCUUGCUCGGAGACACUGCGGCCCUAAACAACACACCGACAGCUACGCAAGAAUAGGCAGCGUUGCCACAUUCGAAUCGAUAGAACUGAUACAAACCCUGAAAAAUAUCACAAGAAAAACAGAAUCUAGCGUUAAUUUGAAACCGUUAUUGAUGUCCACAGCGAUGAACAUGUUCUCUCACUACAUGUGCAGUGUAAGAUUCGACGAAGAAGACGAAGAAUUCAGGAAAAUUGUCGAUCAUUUCGACGAGAUAUUCUGGGAAAUCAAUCAGGGUUACGCCGUUGAUUUUCUGCCGUGGUUGGCGCCGUUCUACAAGAAACACAUGGAGAAACUGUCCAAUUGGUCGCAAGAUAUCAGAUCGUUCAUAUUGUCGAGAAUUGUCGAUCAGAGGGAGAUGAAUUUGGACGUUGACGCGCCUGAAAAAGACUUCCUAGAUGGUCUACUAAGAGUGCUUCAUGACGAUCCUACCGUUGACAGAAAUACAAUAAUAUUUAUGCUAGAAGAUUUUCUUGGAGGUCAUUCUUCGGUCGGGAAUCUUGUUAUGCUUUGUUUGGCUGCUGUAGCCAGGGAUCCUGAAGUCGGGAAGAAGGUUAGAGCAGAAAUUGAUGCGUUGACUAAAGGAAAAAGGGCUGUAGGACUUACAGACAGGAGGCAGCUGCCGUAUACUGAAGCGACUGUUCUUGAAUGUUUAAGAUACGCGUCUUCGCCUAUCGUGCCACAUGUGGCUACGGAAAACGCCAAUGUUGCCGGCUAUGGUGUAGAAAAAGGGACAAUUGUCUUCAUUAAUAACUACGAAUUGAACACGUCAACCCAAUAUUGGAGUCAGCCCGAGAAAUUUGAUCCGACAAGGUUUUUGGAGCGAUCAAAAGUGAGAGUACGCAGGAAGUCUCAGUGCGACUCAGGAAUGGAGUCUGACAGCGAGAGAACAGGUCCCAUAGACAAAAGUGUGGAGGUUGAAAAAGAGGUUGUGUCUGUUAAGAAGAAUGUCCCACAUUUUUUGCCAUUCAGCAUCGGCAAGAGAACGUGUAUAGGCCAAACUUUGGUCACAACGAUGAGUUUUGUCAUGUUCGCUAAUAUAAUGCAAGAAUUCGAAGUGGCAGCCGAGAAUGUUGAGGAUCUAAGACAGAAGCCAGCAUGUGUAGCUCUCCCAAAAGAUACUUUCAAUUUGUAUUUAGUACCACGAAAACAUUGAAUUUAAU
This is a messenger RNA of Amyelois transitella, 1594 nucleotides long. RefSeq names its product cytochrome P450 307a1 (gene Cyp307a1). The transcript is spliced from 2 exons. The record is from RefSeq and is a predicted model, not a curated record. Bases 1 to 1587 code for a protein of 528 amino acids. NCBI's taxonomy places the organism in Eukaryota, Metazoa, Arthropoda, Insecta, Lepidoptera, Pyralidae. Gene Ontology annotation, molecular function: oxidoreductase activity, acting on paired donors, with incorporation or reduction of molecular oxygen; monooxygenase activity; heme binding.